AAGCGGGUUCUGUGAAUCCAGCUCGCUCGCGCGCUGCGCUCAUAGCGCCUUAAUAACCAGCUGUUGAAUCGCGCGCGCGGAGAACGAGAUUAGAAGUAAAAGGCAAGAGGACAAAGCUGUGACAUGGUUUGGUUAAUGCUGCUAUGAUGGAUUUGACUAAAAUGGGUGUGAUCCAUCUCCAAAACCCUGGGCACCCCACAACUCUCCUGCAGAAGGCUAACCAAAUGCGUCUGUCGGGGACAUUGUGUGAUGUGGUCAUUAUGGUGGACAGCCAGGAGUUCCAUGCCCACAGGACUGUGCUGGCAUGUGUCAGCAAGAUGUUUGAAAUUCUGUUCCAUCGAAAUAGCCAACACUACACUCUGGAUUUCCUCUCACCAAAGACCUUCCAGCAGAUCCUGGAAUAUGCCUACACUGCCACACUCCAGGCUAAACUUGAAGAUUUAGAUGACCUGCUAUAUGCUGCAGAGAUCCUGGAGAUCGAGUACUUAGAGGAGCAGUGUCUGAAGAUCCUGGAGACCAUUCAGUCUUCUGAGGAGAAUGACAUGGACAUCAAUACGAACGAGAAUGGCACAGAAGAUGAUGAUGAGCGUCGGAUGAAGUAUUUAAAGAGCACUUUCAUCUCCAAAAAACAUUCCAUACAGGAGGGCAGCUACAGCUCUGUUGACCGCCAUCGACUGACCCUGGGCAACAUGGUUGACAAGAAGCCUUUAGUGUCAGCGCCACUGGGCCUUAAUACCAUCAGCCCCACAAGGGCUGCUGUAGAGAGUCUGAUGAGCAUUGGCCAGUCUCUCCUGGCAGGGACUGUGCAACAAGGCCUCACUUUCCCCCAAGAAAAUGCUUCUCCACUGCUGGAAAAGAUUAAGACUGAAAUGAUGCAAGUGGAUGAGGAAGAUGGCCAUGAGGGUAGCUCUUCCAGAAAUGGAGAUGGGAUUAGUGAGUCCAAACAGCACAGAGGCACUCCGGGAACCCCCACUAGAGGCACCGUCAUCACUAGUGCUCGGGAACUCCAUUCCAUUGAUGGUGUUCCUGAAUCACAUGGAGAUGCCAGCCAAGUGGGACCAGCAAAUGUUGCCAAUCUGGCUGAGAGACAUCUUGCAACAUUGUACAACCAUAAGAACGAGAGCAUGCUGCCCGUAUCUGUAUCCAUGGCUUCAUCUCUGCACAUGCCACCCACCCUUGCUAUGUCUGCAGACUUUGGAACCUACGGUGGGCUCUUCCACCAGAGCUUCAUUCAGCGGGAGUUCUUCAGCAAACUGAGCAAUUGCACAGCAGGUGCAAAGCACAAGGGCCAGAGAGAGCGUUGCAGUGUGUGUGACAUGGAACUGCUUGACAGUGAGAUGGCAGAGCACCACAGGAAACUGCAUAGUGAUAUGAAAACCUUUGGCUGUGAGUUCUGUGGAAAAAACUUUUUGGAUAGCUUACGACUGAGGAUGCACAUGCUGUCACACUCAGAUGGACCAAAAGCGCUGGUGUGUGAUCAGUGUGGAGCUCAGUUCUCGAAAGAGGAUGCCUUGGAGACCCAUCGGCAGACACACACAGGCUCAGAUAUGGCUGUGUUUUGUCUGCUAUGUGGGAAGCGCUUUCAGACUCAGAAGGCGCUACAGGGCCACAUGGAGGUUCAUGCUGGUGUGCGCAGCUACAUCUGCAGUGAGUGUGAUCGAACCUUCCCCAGCCACACAGCUCUCAAACGCCACCUUCGCUCCCACACAGGUGACCACCCAUAUGAGUGCGAGUUCUGUGGCAGCUGCUUUCGGGAUGAGAGCACGCUGAAGGGCCACAAGCGCAUCCACACUGGAGAGAAACCCUAUGAAUGCAACAGCUGUGGCAAAAAGUUCAGUCUCAAACACCAGCUGGAGACACACUACCGUGUGCACACAGGUGAGAAGCCAUUUGAGUGUAAGCUGUGCCACCAGCGCUCACGUGACUAUUCAGCCAUGAUCAAACACCUACGCACCCACAAUGGUGCUUCGCCCUACCAGUGUACUAUCUGCCAGGAGUAUUGCCCCAGCCUCUCGGCCAUGCAGAAACACAUGAAAAGUCACAAGCCUGAGGAUGUUCCCCCAGACUGGAGGAUUGAGAAGACCUAUCUGUACCUAUGCUAUGUGUAAGACAACUGACGAAAGGAAAGAAGACAGAAGAAACUGGUGACAUAUUCACUCAUUUUGCUCCAAGCCUGGGCCAAAGCUGGAGACCGAAAGUGAUCAAAGAUGUUGCGUAGAAUUUCCUUUCUUUUAUCACACCAUUUCAUAUGCACAUGUUCAAAUUCAUUUCUAGUGACAUUACAGUGUUUGUGUUUUGGUAAAUGGAAAGUAUUGUUAAAAUGACUUUUAACAAAAGUAGAAAAACCCAAUUAAAUUAAUAUUUCAUAUUAUUCUAUCCAUAUUCACUGGAUAUGAGCAAUUGUGCGCUCUGAUCGGCUACUACAUAUACUACUAGGAUAUCAGCUCAUAUUACCGUGAGUAGAGAAAAACAAAAUGGUGGAGUGUGUUGCUGAACCAACCGAGGAUGAAAUAAAAACUCUACAUGAAAACAAAAUCACAAAAAAAUACAAAAAAGCAACAAAAUAUGGAAUAAAAGUAUUUGAUGGUAAGAACAUAUUUUUAUUUUUUCAAGAAUUAUUGUUAUAGCAUUUUUCACAAAUUGCUCCUGUCAUUUUGCCGGUUUGUUUACAUUCUAAGCGGAAAUUAUUUUGUCGGGCGUUUUGUAUAAUUUUUUUAUUUAUUGAAUUUACUAAAAAUAAAAAUGUUCUGUUUCUCAAAAUCCAGUGAAUGUGGAUAGAAUAAAACAGUUAUUCCACUCAAUCUCAUCAUACAUGGCUUAUAGCCGAUGAGGCGCGUAGGACCAAGUCGGCUGUAAGCCAUGUAUGAUGAGAUUGAGUGGAAUAACUGUUAAAUAUUCCACCCAACAUGCAUCUCAAGAAAAAAAAUCGAAGAUUCCACCUGUUAUACUGAAAGUAAUAACAUACUUUUUUAUUCACAGCAUCCAUAUGUUAAAUAUGUAUCUAAACCAUUGAUAAAAAUGGGCAAAAAAAAUUGUGGAUGCUACAUAUCCUAAUAGUGUGAAAAGCCGGAAAAUUAAAUAAAAAAUAAUCAAAAUAGAAUCAAAAUGACAUCUGUUCAGCAGUGCAAGCCCAUCACACAGCUCAUUUUGGUGUCAGAAGCACUUAUUGGUAUCCAUUUGAUCACACACAAACUCAGAUUACACUGCAUUAUGAUCACAAAAUAUUAAGGAUGUUCAGGGAUAUGUUGAAAUUAAAUACUCUGUACACUUUCACAACUGAGCAUAGUUAUGAAUACAGACAGGGGAUUUGGUUUGCUUUUGAUUAGCUGUCCUCCAUUCUCCUACCAGUGUAACAGGGCUAAUCUUAAGAUUUUAAAGUGCAUAUGUUGUGAGAAAGUGAUGCAGUGUUAGUGGAUUAAGACUCACAUUUAGGGCUGCACACAUUAGUAAAAAACAAAACAAAAGAAGUGCUGUAUAUAGAUACUUGAUGACUGCUGGACAUUGCAAUGAGGUGUCAUGUUCAGGGAUUGUAAGAUUAAUUAUCUAGUAGGCUGAAUUAAAAAGCGAGAUCUUUUUAAAUACAUAUAAAAUGUAAAGAUCAAAGUAAACCAACUAGAAUAGAUGAAAGAAGAAUAUGCAGUAUUCAACUCUAAAGAUCUUUUCAUUGCUUAUUUUUUACUUUUUUCGAAAAGUUACUUGAAUUACUUGAUUGUCUUGUGCUUGAUUUAUUUUUAUAUUAUGCCACACCACUGGUGCAUGCACUGAUGAUCGGUCAGAAGGUGAUGAUUAAUUUUCUAAAACAACAGCUCUGACAGAAGUGUUGGCUGCAAGGCAACAGGUUUAUUUUAAUGAGUUUGCUCUAAUACAUUAUUGUUUCUAUAGUAACAACUUAUACAGUGACUCAUGUGGCAGACACCACAUAAACUGGCAAAAUAAAUAUAUUGUUGAUAUGGUGAGGUUUUCUGUGAGGAGAUGUACAAUUAGCAUUUUUGGAAGUGUGGAGUCUCCGGUGUCAGUACUUUAUAACAGUCAGAGCUAAACCUGUAACUUUAAGCUUUCCAACACGCUGCAAUUCUUGUCAUAUUAAUUUUUUUUUUGUGUGUGUGUGAGAGAGAGAGAGAGAGAGAGAGAGAAAUGAGGGAGUGACUUUUUAUAGCUGCUAUAAUUUAAGUGAUAAGAGGAACAAACUUGUUUCACGGAUGUUCUACAUCAUUAAAUGUAAAUAUAAAUGGAUAAAAACUAUGUGUCAUUCUUUAAUAAAUAAAAAAAAAACCUGUAAUAAUUGGCAAAUUGCUAAUUUGAACAAAACACUUCAAGACAUGCUGUUUUUGGAAAUUAAUCAAAAAAUUAUUUUCCCAUGGCAGCACACUCCCUUUGUGUGUGUCUUGUGGUUUGUUGAGCUGCACUUAGGACAGUGGAUUAUAACACCAUACAAUGGUUCAGUUAGCCAUAACAAAAUCAUCAUACCGUACCCUGCACUCAGUGAGAGCUGAUAUUCUUUGCAUUAAUAUCAGGUUUAGCACUGCUCAAAUGUACGCUUUUCAGCCCUCUGUGUGCUACCUCUUCAUGGCUCUUUGUUUUGCACAAAAGCAAAAAUGAUUAUGUUUAAAAUUUGCAUUUUAAUCUUAUCUUUUGCUUAAUUCUCAGAGACCUUGAUUUACUUGACUGACAUCGUAUUUACACUCCGUAUCUGAUUUAUCAUUGUAAAAUGAAACAGACCAUAUCCUGAUGUUUUAUUGCAUAAAAUUUAUAAAGUGUCGAUGAGGUAUGGUAUAGGGGUGAAGCUGAAAAAUAGAAGUGUUGUCUUUUUAUGUGAAAAUGAUUGUAACGUGGAAUUGUGAAAUGACAUGCAGUUCUGCUGAGUACAUACAGUACAUGGGGAAAGUACUCCUGAGAAAGCGAAAGCAAAAAAAAAAAAAUUAAAUAAAUAAAAAUAAAUAAAUAAAUGAAAAAAAAGGAUUAGAGCCAAAUGUGGCACUUUGAUAAGAAAACAACAACGACAACAUUGUAUUUUUGUAUUCUGUAAUGUGCAAAAUCUGUCCACUUGUUUAUAGUUGAGUGAGUCAAGUACUUUUACAGUAACUUUUGCAUUGUGUUUGUUUUCGGUGAUACUUUUUGUGCCUCUUUUACAAUGGUGACGAUGUUCAGUAGUAGAUGUUUGUAAAGCCCGUACUGUGGUCACUGCUGCUGGGUGUCAGUUUUUUCAUAAAUGAUUCUCUGCCAAGAUUCGCAGACCUGCUAGUAUCACAAAGCACAAAAUACCUGACAGAAAAAGGCAGAAACUUUUUUUUUCCUGUUUGCUUGCAUUGUAGUCACAACAUAUUCACUGUGAGAUCCAAAGCACAUUAUAUGCAGUUAUAUGCAGGUUUUGUGUGUGCGUGUGUGUGUGUGUGUGUGUGUGUGU
Molecule: messenger RNA, 5404 nt
Organism: Neoarius graeffei (lesser salmon catfish)
Lineage: Eukaryota; Metazoa; Chordata; Actinopteri; Siluriformes; Ariidae
Gene: zbtb16b
Product: zinc finger and BTB domain containing 16b
Exons: 7
Coding region: 144-2108 (654 amino acids)
Biological process (GO): regulation of transcription by RNA polymerase II
Cellular component (GO): nucleus
Molecular function (GO): RNA polymerase II cis-regulatory region sequence-specific DNA binding; protein binding; DNA-binding transcription factor activity, RNA polymerase II-specific
Source: RefSeq, a predicted model, not a curated record